Cinara cedri is the source of this 3812-nucleotide messenger RNA. NCBI's taxonomy places the organism in Eukaryota, Metazoa, Arthropoda, Insecta, Hemiptera, Aphididae. The record is from the annotation of a GenBank genome assembly.
UCCUUUCUUGGGCGGGCCCUCGGAGAAGUAGGUACAAUUUCAAAUGGUCACAUUCUACUGGAACAUCAACGAAAGAAACGAGUUAAUAUUGAUGGGUUUAAAUAUAUUUCGUUGAUAUUUUAAAAUUUUUUAGCAUAAACGCCAAAUAGUGUUGUUGGAUAUUUUUUGAGGUACCUACCAAUAAAACAGAUAUAAAGUAAGUGUACAUUACUUUCAAUCAUUCAAAUAUUUGAUAAAUUCUUCGGGCAUUACAGUAUGUUUCCUGAACUCUUCCCAAUUGGGUCUCAGUACGAACGACAAGAAUCGAGUUGGGGUGAAGGAGGUUUUGGAAAUGAAACAGUAGUCGAUAGAGUUCCAGCAGAUAUGAUGCAUUUGAUCGAUCCUUCAUGGUAAGCGAAUUACAAAAACAUCAAAUUUAAAUUUUAAAAUGCAUAUUGUGUUUUUAAGGUAUCAGUUUCCUCCAAUGGAAUCAAUGUGGUACAAAUGGUUGGGUAUUACUACUUUCUUCUUGGGUGCAUUAUCAGUCACGGGCAAUGGAAUCGUGAUAUACAUAUUUACCUGUACAAAAAAUCUAAGAACACCUUCUAACCUGCUGGUAGUGAAUUUGGCAUUUUCCGAUUUUUGUUUAAUGUUCUUCAUGUGUCCACCAAUGGUUUGGAAUUGUUUAUAUGAGACAUGGCUGUUUGGUAUUAUACUUAUAACGAUUAUACAGUUAUUUUUUAAACUCAUUACAUAUACCUACUUUAUUUAAGGACCUUUUGGUUGUGAGCUAUACGCUAUGAUUGGAUCUCUGUUCGGAGUGACAUCAAUAUGGACUAUGGUCUUUAUAGCUUUAGAUCGUUAUAAUGUUAUAGUCAAGGUAUGUACAAAUACAUUUAAACAAUCAUUUAUUUGAGGUAAUUUGCAUAGCAACAUUUAUAUUUAUGCUUAGGGAUUAUCUGCAAAACCAAUGACAACAAAGUUAGCUUUAUUACAAAUAUUUUUCAUAUAUAUGCAUGGAUUAAUUUGGACUUUAGCACCAUUUUUUGGAUGGAGCCGGUAAAUAAAAAAUUUUUAAAAAAUAAUAAUAAUAAUAAUAAUUUCAUAUGUUAAAGAUAUGUACCAGAAGCAAAUAUGACAGCAUGUGGCACUGAUUACUUAACUCUGACAAUGUCAAGUCGUAGUUAUGUUUUAUUUUAUGCUAUAUUUGCAUACUUUGUACCAUUGUUGAUUAUCAUUUACGCAUAUUAUUUUAUUGUGAAGGCAAGUUUAAAAAACAUUUCAUAAAUCACACAAAACCAUAUUAAAAUAGUAAACACAAUCUAAAUAUAAAAUCACAAAAAAAUUACCUUCUUAAUUUAGUAAACACUAAAUAUGUACUUCAGUAACUGUUUUUUUUUUAAACAGUAAUAGUAUAGAGAUAGUAAUAUUUUCACUGAAAUAUGUACUUGUGGAAUUAAAAGGCAAUUUUUUAUUUUUAGUAUUUUUUAUUUUAUUAUAAUAUAAUUCAUGAGCAGUAGUGUUGGGACAUAUAUUAAAAAUUUUAAAUAUUAGGUUAACUGGAUUGCUAUAUCCGGAUAAUUGAUUUCCGUGAAGUCCGAAUAUUCUUGAUUAUCCAUAUUAUCUAUAUUUUAAUGUUUAUUAUGUUCGGAAACAUUGUUAACAUUCUGUACUUUCAAUGUUUUCCAAGUACCUAUGUAUUUUAAUUUUAAUAUAUGAGUAACCAUUUAUAUCCCCAAAAAAUAUUCUUAAUUACAUUUUAUAUGAAUAUAUUUAAUUAGUAAAAAUAUCUGAAUAGCAGAUACAUAUGUAUAUAUUACAUCUAAUAUCUGGAUAGUAUAUUAUCCAAAUAUAACCAGAUAGUACGAUUAUUCAAAUUGUUUUUUAAUCCGGAUUUUAAAAUACCUGAGUAUCCGCAUAAUCCCAACACUAAUUUACCGUGGCGCCCAAACUACACAUGGAAUGUAAAAAUUGCUACACAUCAUAUUUUGGGUGGGCGAGUGUUUCUGGUAAUUAGAAUUUGGGAUAGUCAAAGUAGAAUAAAUAUGAACAUUUAAGUUAUACUUUUCAGUUUUUAGGUAGUAAAAUAUAUACAAAUGUUUUUGAGGACAGUGGUGGUUUUGAAUUUAAAAUUCUGCUACACCAUAAAAAUAGUUUCGGCGCCAUCGUUCAUGAGUACUAUUAUUAUUAAGUUUUUAAAUAACAUUUUGAAAUAUGAAAUAGGCAGUAGCAUCACAUGAGAAAUCUAUGAGAGAACAAGCAAAAAAAAUGAACGUGACAUCUUUGAGAUCAGGUGAUCAGAGUAAUACUAGUGCAGAAUUUAAGCUGGCUAAAGUGGCUUUAAUGACAAUUUCCCUGUGGUUCAUGGCUUGGACUCCAUAUUUAGUGAUUAAUUGGGCUGGAAUAUUUCAAUUACUUACAUUGGACCCAUUAUUCACAAUCUGGGGUUCAGUUUUUGCCAAAGCUAAUGCUGUAUACAAUCCAAUAGUAUAUGCAAUUAGGUAAGUAGAUUAAAAGAAGUUAAAAUAAUAUUUAAAAAUUAUGUUAAUUUAUUUAUUUUUCACAGUCAUCCAAAAUAUAGAUUGGCGUUGAAUAAGAAGUUCCCGUGUCUUGUGUGUGGACAAUUGGAAGAUGACAAGAGUGACUCAAAAUCGGUUGCAUCUGCUCUAACAACCAUAUCCGAAGACAAAGUCUAAAAUAUUUUAACUGAAUGGAAUAUGUCAAAACAAAGUUAUCUAUAUGAUAACUUAUGUACUCUAUAUGUUGUUUAUAAUUUAUACCUUUAUUUUAAUUUUCUACGUAUUUUCCUUAUCCAUUGGGAUUGGUUUUGUUUCAAAGCGGCUUCUAGUGUAUUCUUGACAUGAACCAAGUUCAAUGGAUUUGUUUGUAGAAAUAAUGAUUCGGUAAAAUUAUUUUUUUCUAAAUCUAAUCUCAACGUUAUAACUGGUAUGGUUUGAUGUAAUAAAGAUCUGGAUCCCAUCUGUACACAUAUUAUAUAUUAUGUUGAUUAGUUGUGUUUACAUAUUUACUUAUCUAUAUGUCCUACCUGAUGAAUGUUAAAUAUUAGACUUUGGUAUUCAAAAUGUAUUAAUAAUAUUUAAACAUAAUAUAGAACAUCACCUAAUGUUUAAAAAAAAAACAAACUUAUAUUUACAUUAAUGACUAUCUACAUAAUAUAUUAACUAUCUAGUUUAUUUCCAAUUAUGUCUUUUUUUUGUUUAUUAAUUUGUAAUCGUAUUGUGAAAUUUAAAUUAUAAGUUCAUAUUAUUUUAAUAUUUUCCAGUAUACAGUCAAUUGUUUUUUUUUCUUAUGUUUGAAUAAUAUUUCUACACAAUUUAUCUUUUCACAAUUGUUUGGUACUGGACAUUGUAAAGAGUAAUAUUAUUAUGUAUGACGUAAUACAUGAAGUUGUUUUACUUUUUGAUUUAGACAAAGUAAUUGUAUAAAAUGACUAAUCUACAACUUACAUCAGUUUCAAAUCGCCAUUCCAGUUCCUUGAAGUAUGGAUAAACAAAUGCACUGGAUGAAAGAAUAUCUUGUACAUAUGUUUUUUGACUUUCAAAAAAUAAAAUUAUCAUUUCCAAUUUAAAUUCAUUGAAACCAUAUUCUGUUAGUGAUUCUUUUAUUUCCACAUCAGUUAGCUAUAUCAUAAAAUAAAAUAGAUGUUAACAACUAGAUAUAUGUUAAAUUAAAAAAAAAAAAAAUAAAACUUACUUUACGCUUACAGCUUUGUACACACAUAAGACAUAUGCUUUUUACAAUUGAUGCAAUAUUUUCCUCGUCAAUCUCCAAUUUUUCUUAAAUAAAAUUUAUUUUAUUUUUUAUUUAUUUUC